Lotus japonicus is the source of this 713-nucleotide messenger RNA. Its product is annotated as protein BUNDLE SHEATH DEFECTIVE 2, chloroplastic-like. Gene Ontology annotation, molecular function: protein folding chaperone. The transcript is spliced from 4 exons. Gene Ontology annotation, cellular component: protein folding chaperone complex; chloroplast stroma. Lineage: Eukaryota; Viridiplantae; Streptophyta; Magnoliopsida; Fabales; Fabaceae. The coding region runs from base 137 to 532 and encodes 131 amino acids. The record is from RefSeq and is a predicted model, not a curated record.
CGUUGAAGAGGAAAAAAAAUAUCUGAGUGAUAAUAUCUCAAUCCGUCAUUCUUUCCCUCAAUGUGAGAACCAGAAUAUCUAUCAGCACCACUUCAACUUGAACAAAUUUUAGUCUGGUUAUCCUGUUAAUCUUUCAAUGGUUCCUUCUCUGUGCUUAACACCUCGAAGCUCCCCAACACUAGGUCACCCCCAACAACUAGAAACCCACAAAAAACAAAAGCAUUGCAUCAGAGUGAAUCGUUUGUUUCAAGGCCCUCCCACUGAUAAAUUUAGCUUCCUCACUGCAAAGGCUGCCAAUGGCAACCAACAAAAUACAAAACCCAACAGUGUCAUUUGUGCUGAUUGUGAUGGAAAUGGAGCUGUUGUCUGCUCUCAAUGCAAAGGUAAUGGGGUGAAUUCUGUUGAUAUUUUCAACGGACAGUUUAAAGCUGGUGACUCUUGUUGGCUUUGCGGAGGCAGGAAGGAGAUGCUAUGUGGGAAUUGCAAUGGAGCUGGCUUUAUUGGUGGCUUCUUAAGCACUUAUGAUCAGUAGGGAUCCAGUGAUUACUUACCUGAAUGAGUUCAGUAUUUCUAACAAUGUACAUAUAUUGUGACUUCAGAGUCACGCACACAAGCCAAUAGCUAAUACGCAGAGCUUAUGAAAUAUGCGAUUGUUAUAAAUUACAAGAUUCUCAAAGUUUUCAAAGAUGCUAAUUUGCUCAUUAUUAUUGAUA